UGGCAUUGUAGGUAGCGGCGUAUGCCGCCUCGUGAUCCCCAACAACAAAUACUGCCACCCAUCAGACCCGAAUCAUACAGCAGCACAUCAAAAUGUCCACCCUUGCGACAACAGCAGCCGGCACCCUCCGAAUGCGGAUUCCCUACCGAGAGCUGCCUCCCCCGACCACCAUCAUACCUGCCACCGCCACGACCCUGCCCGGCGCCGUGGCUGCUCUCAAGUCAUUCCUCACCACCCCUCCGCCGUCCGGUUUACCCAAUCGAACUGUCAUCCUCACCGGUGCCGGCCUUUCCGUGGCCAGCGGCUUAGCCGACUACCGUGGCGUCAACGGCACCUACCGGGUCAAUAAGGACUACAAGCCGAUUUUCCACCACGAGUUCCUCGCCAGCCACGAGACGCGACAGCGAUACUGGGCACGGAGCUACAUCGGAUGGAGGGGUCUGGGACGGGCCGGCCCGAACCCGGGCCACUACGCGAUCCGGGACCUUGGGAAUCUACUCACCGAGCGCUACAGCGGUGACCGAAACAACAAAAGCAUUACGGGUGUAAUCACACAGAAUGUCGAUUCCUUCCAUAAAAUGAGCCAUCCCGAUAUACAAACCGUCGAAUUGCACGGAACUCUAGCCUCGGUUGUUUGUACAUCGUGCCGGAACCAAUUUCCUCGAGACGAGUAUCAGACCACACUGGCCAGGCUCAACCCGAUUUGGGCUGAUUUCCUUCGCGAGGCGCUGGCAUCGGGAGCCCUGGAGACGGAGGACAUUGAAGAACGGAACAAAAAGAGUAUCAAGAUGAACCCAGAUGGUGAUGUGGACCUGGCCGAGGCACCUUACACCACGUUUCGUUACCCAGCAUGUCCGUCAUGUUUGAAGGAGCCGCCGCGUCUUGCAGAUGGCACCAAGACAUGGGUAGAAAUCGACAAAGAUGGUGCAUGGAUACCGUCCAGUACUGCGGGAGUUCUGAAACCGGCAGUAAUCAUGUUUGGAGAGAGUAUAAGCGCUGAGGUCAAGGGCGAGGCGGAAAAGGCCAUUGACAAUGCCGGACGAAUGCUCAUCCUGGGCACCUCUCUCGCGACCUACUCGGCCUGGCGGCUGGCACAGCGGGCGAAGCUCCGAGGAAUGCCUAUAGCCAUUGUGAGCAUCGGUGGUGUGAGGCGCGAAGAGAUGUUCUUUGAAGAUCUAGACCCUAAGAUGGCCGGUCCUCAUGGGGUUAGAGUGGAGAUGGCUACUGAACAGCUGUUACCGGCGCUCGUGGAGGAGCUCAAGACCUCCUUCUCCGGAUCGCCAGUGCCCAACACCUUCUCAACAUCCACCUCUUCACCCUUCUGUAUCCUCUCGACCACCUCACGCAAGGUAUUGAUCCUGACAUCGGCCUGGCGCGAAAAGGCCGCAUAG
Molecule: messenger RNA, 1391 nt
Organism: Neurospora tetrasperma FGSC 2508
Lineage: Eukaryota; Fungi; Ascomycota; Sordariomycetes; Sordariales; Sordariaceae
Exons: 2
Coding region: 93-1391 (432 amino acids)
Molecular function (GO): NAD+ binding
Source: RefSeq, a predicted model, not a curated record